GCACACAGUGUGAGCUCUGGCGUGCGUCCCCAUCAUGCACACAUGUACGCUCCGCUCAUUCAUACAGGGACACGGCGAUCAUGUAUGAAUGGCCGCGACACAGAUGAGGCGUUGACAGUGGCAAAGAGUGAAGAGAUUCUCAGCCUGUUCUCUGUGAAAUCACUGGAGCUCGGAGACAGAGGCAGUGGAGGAGAGGGCGACACAUCACAGUCUGCAGCACAACUAAGAGAUAAUUGACUGGACUGAACCACUGAUGCAGUUUCUUCUUCUUCUUCUCCUGGUGUUUUGUACCAAGAAUCUGAUCCUGGAAUGACGUGUUUGGUUUGGUAUAAACUUAGUGACGUGUCUCAGGCCUGACCCUGGAGAUGUCGAAAAGACGAGACAUUGUCGCCGUCGUGUUGAUCGUGUUGCCUUGGACUCUGCUGAUUACUGUUUGGCACCAGAGCACCGUCACUCCUCUGCUUUCUACUCGAAAGGAUGACAGACAAGGUGGACGCUCCAACUCGAGGAACCCGUUUGCUGUCAAGCAGCCAUGCUCACUGCAGAAGCGGGACAUCAUGGAGGUGAUGCGUACUGAGCACAUCUACAGUCGCCCUCCUCCCUGGUCUGACUCUUUGCCCACUAUCCACGUCAUCACUCCCACUUACAGCCGGCCAGUACAGAAGGCAGAGCUGACACGUCUGGCCAACACUUUGCUUCAUGUGCCGAACCUGCACUGGAUCUUGGUGGAGGACUCUCACAGGAGAACCCCUCUGGUUAGCCAUCUCCUCCAGGAGACAAGGCUAAACUACACACACCUCAACGUGGAGACACCCAGAAACUACAAGGUACGCGGGGACAUAAGGAACCCCAGGAUUCCACGCGGCACCAUCCAGAGGAACCUGGCACUGAGGUGGCUCCGGGAGACCCUCAGCAUAAAUACCAGCCUCUCUGGGAUUGUCUACUUUGCAGAUGAUGACAACACGUACAGUCUGGAGCUGUUUGAAGAGAUGCGUGACACCCAAAAAGUGUCCGUGUGGCCCGUGGCUUUUGUGGGUGGCCUCCGGUACGAGUCCCCGAAAGUAAAUGCUUUGGGCAAGGUUUACGGCUGGAAGACUGUGUUCGACCCCCAUCGGCCCUUUGCCAUCGACAUGGCUGGGUUUGCAGUGAACCUGCACCUCAUUCUGUCUAAACCUCAAGCUUAUUUCAAGUUACGUGGAGUGAAGGGAGGAUACCAGGAGAGCAGUCUGUUGAAGGACCUAGUGACUCUUGGCGAUUUGGAGCCUAAAGCUGCUAACUGUACUAAAGUAUUAGUAUGGCACACACGGACAGAGAAGCCUAUGCUGGUAAAUGAGGGCAAGAAAGGAUUUACAGACUCUAACGUGGAGAUAUGACAUCCUUCAUCUCACACGGAGGAGGCAUCGCUCCACGGGAUUCUACCCCGAUUCAACCAACCUCAGAGCUCCUUUGAGCCACAGCUGGAGUCAAAGACAUUAUCACAGAAACAGUAACUGCAGCACAGGCCCGGAAAUGGUGUCUGGCCACCCCAGGAGGUGACGGGAAGCCAUGUGCGUGUACCAUCCAGAGCAUCGAAGCACAACAUCACAAAAACAAGCCUGUCUGUUCUGGCCGAUGUGACACAGUGGUGGAACUUGCCAGAAGGAGACUAGCGAGAUCUGCUAAGACAGACGAUGUUACGCAACGUAAACGACAGGAAGUGAUGGCACAGUGUGCAAUAAAGAGCCAUCUCAGCACAGACAACACCAGCAAAUCUGCAUUAAAUAGGGCCCUUUUGCUCUAAGGCAAACUGGCUGUCAGGCACAGGGCUGCACAAAGGAAUACAAGGGUUUCUUGUCAUAAGAGAGUCGGCAGUGACUAACAGACCCUCCCAACUUGAACUGUACAACACUGGGCUCUUUAGAUAGCACCGUUAAACCCAGUACUAAUUAGGACUCCUGUUACUCCCCAGCACACAUGAGUACACACUGCACAUUAUGAGCACACAGACACUGCAGUGAUUUACUUCAUUGUUUUGUACAAUAGUACAAAAGUUCCAUCCGCAACAGUCAUUUACUCCUGACUAUUGUUUUUAGUUUUUUUUCUCAAUAAUAUGCUGUGUCACUACUGAGCUCAUGUUUGAGAGAAGAUUCUGUGUUCCUAAUAAGGUUCACAGCCUUUAUUAAGCUCGUGAAAAAAAAAAACUUGUCAAUGAACUGAACGUUUCUCAGCAGAAUUAUUUAUCGUUUCAGGGUAAGUCGUGAGCUAUGUCAGGAAGAGUCACUGGGAUAUGAAGCCAUUACUAUAAAAAAACUGGAUGCGCAUGCCUUCACACGACUGUAUUACAAAGAAUAAUUGCUCCCACCGAGGAUGGCUGGCUUGUAAUAGAUGAUUUCAUACCCCACUGACUUGCAGUGACACUGCUCACAAAUGUUAAUUGUGCUCUCAGACUCUGCAACUGGUCAGACUCUGGUGGUCAGAUGUCAAAAAACCUUGAACUGUCACUGUAUGGCGAGGGUGCAGUGGCGCUACAUUGCUGCUUGUGUUUCAUUUAAGGGCAUUCACGCCGUUUCUGUCUCGGCCCACAUUGCCACAAACACCUUCUGUUGUUGUUUUUAUUUGUUGUUUUACGGGCUGCUACACAAUGUUCACACAAGCAAUACAAAUCUAACACAAUGGCACAUAACUACCAUCCACAAUCAAACAGUAUUACUCAUGUGGGGGUCCACCACCUAUAGCUUGGGGGUCUGCUAAAAUAAAUAGCAAUAAAUUAUAAAAUGACACCUUAAUGGGCAAGAAAAUGGGUGAGGAAAUUCCAACUUGUGGAUGAUUUCAAAAUGCAAAGCAUGUAUGGAUGGUGGAGCCACCAUCAAGCCUCCAGCACUAAGCCUCAGGCACAACCACCAUCCUAAUAACAACAUGAGUCCCCCCACCCCAGGGGUCCCUGGCCCUACAAUGUUUGAGAGCCACUGCACUACAACAUAACAAUAUGUAAAAAGUCACUGAACUAAAGGUACUGUAUGUACAUAGCUAUAAAUUGCUCCCAUAAAAAAACAUGUCUCGCUCUGUCUGUGUUUGCUCGGUGAAGUGUUGAUAUUUUGGGCUGUGAGUAUGUAUAUAGAUUUUAAGGUGUUAAAAAAAAUCACACAUCAUCCGAUGCAUUUGCAUUGGAAUGUGGAAACUCCAGGAACAGAAUAUUCUGCACUGCUCUUGCUCGGCAUCACAGUUUAUUACUUUAUAACGGUCAACAGUCCUUCAGACAAAGGGAAUAAAUUAGAAAUACAAAAUCAGCAACAUUGAAGCGUCUAAAUUGGAAGGUUUAAUCGCACGUGACAAACUUCAGUCACUGGAUGUCUGCUGCCAUGCCAAGAUCAGGCGUAUCCUCAAAGUGGACCUUGUAGUCUCCCUCUUGCUCCUCAAACAUAAUGACCUUAUUUAUUUUAACAGAAAAACAAUGAGAGACAAUGAGCCAAUUAAUUUUUGACGACAACUUGUGUUUGCACAUUUUUCCCUAUUAAAAUGAAUCGAAAACGUAUUCAAAAACACAACGUUUCAGUGUACCUGGUUAAUUCCACUGUUCAGGAACGGACCAGGGAGGUACAACGCCUGCUGUGGACCAAUGGACCAGUAUCGGCCCAGAUUCAGCCCGUUGAUGAACACAACACCUUUCUCCCAGCCCUGUGGACAAAUGUGUUAAAGCCCUUCGCAUCGUGUAGAAAAAAAGUGUUAUCUUUCACUUACUGGGAGCUUCACAAAAGUGUCACUUGGAUACCCAUAUGCAUACAUCCUUCCCAUGAAAAAUCCAGGGAAGCUGGGAUUUUCAGGAAGCGUUUUCCACGGUGCCUGGUAGAGACUGAGACAAGGUGUCCAUUUAGACAAACACAUUCGAUAUACAAAAUGAAAGUGAUGCGCAGUGUGUGGUAGGUUCAAUAAAGCACACAAACCUAUCAAUGAAGCUGGGUUUCAUAUCCAAACUGUAUAUUGUAAAAUCCCGCAAGGGAAUAUUGUUUAAUAAAAUGUCUCCCACGAGUCCUGAAA
Molecule: messenger RNA, 4014 nt
Organism: Solea senegalensis (Senegalese sole)
Lineage: Eukaryota; Metazoa; Chordata; Actinopteri; Pleuronectiformes; Soleidae
Gene: b3gat1b
Product: beta-1,3-glucuronyltransferase 1 (glucuronosyltransferase P) b
Exons: 7
Coding region: 366-1373 (335 amino acids)
Biological process (GO): carbohydrate metabolic process; chondroitin sulfate proteoglycan biosynthetic process
Cellular component (GO): Golgi membrane
Molecular function (GO): galactosylgalactosylxylosylprotein 3-beta-glucuronosyltransferase activity
Source: RefSeq, a predicted model, not a curated record